UUCCGCCGAUCCUUCUCAAGUCAGCCGCCUCUCUGCCGCCGUGAGGCCAUCGUAGUUUCAUUUAUUGGGUGAUGGUCUUCAAUCUAUCACGCUCCAGUUUAACAGAGUGAUUCGGUGGAAAGGCCGGUGAUUUUAUUCAGAGACUUUGACAGGAAACGGGCAGAGAUGACGACGCGAUCGGAGAGGGAAAAGGCUCUGAAACUGAACGAGCAGCAUCAGGCCAUUCUGUCCAAAAUGCUGAGAGAGGAUGAUAACAAGUACUGCGCCGACUGCGAAGCCAAAGGACCUCGAUGGGCCUCUUGGAAUCUCGGUGUGUUUAUUUGCAUACGCUGUGCUGGAAUCCACCGGAACCUGGGAGUGCAUAUAUCACGCGUCAAAUCAGUCAACCUGGACCAGUGGACCCCCGAGCAGAUACAGAGUGUGCAGAGCAUGGGCAACACCAAGGCAAGACAACUGUAUGAAGCUCAUCUCCCAGAAAAUUUCAGAAGGCCACAAACCGACCAAGCCGUGGAGUUUUUCAUCAGGGACAAGUAUGAGAGGAAGAAGUACUUCGAUAAAAAUGCUGUCAACGGAGCCAUUAAGUCCUCCGAUGCUGCUUUGCCUUCAGUUUUGUCUCCCACUUCUCAAGCAGCUGAGAAAAGCAAACUGGAGAAGGAGAGAGAGAAGAAAAAGGAGGAGAAGAAGAGGGAAAAGGACACAGAUAAAGGGAACAAGCCAGCAGCAUUUGAGAAGAAGAGAGAGGACAACCAGACAGAUUCCAGGACCAGUCCAAAGAAGAGCACAGAGCUUGCCAUCGACCUGCUAGGCCUUGAUGCACCCACAGCCAGCUCUGCUAGCAGUGGGGUGGGAACAAGCAGUGCAGCUUCAAUCAGUGAUGACCUAGACAUAUUUGGACCAAUGGUAUCCAACCCUUUGCCCUCAAGCACCAACACAAACCAGGCCAGUUCCAGUAAAGCAGCUGGGAGUGUUCAGGCCAGCUCUGCUGCAGGGGCCUUAGCAGUUACUGUAGGCACAGGAAGUGCUGCUCCGGCACAGGGAGAUCUGGACCUGUUCAGUGAAAACAGUGGGAGCAGCAAAGCAGAGGAGUCAGCCAAGAAACCUCUCUCCAAGGACACCAUUCUCUCCCUCUACGGCUCCAGCACUGUCCCACAACAGCCUCCACAAGCUACUGCAAUGUUCAUGGGCCCAUCCCAGAUGCAGUUCCCAGCACAGCCACAGGGGAACUUCCAAGCCUUUCCUGGCAUGGCAGGGGCCAUACCACCCACUACCAUGAUGGGAGCCGUCAUGGGCCAAGGUGGAGCAAUGAUGGGCCAGAAUACAGGCAUGAUGGUUGGCAUGACAAUGCCUAAUGGUUUCAUGGGAAACACACAGCCAGGGGUGAUGGGAUUGGCCCCAGGCAUGAUGGGACCUCAGGGUAUAGUGCCCCCUCAAAACAUGUAUGCCAUGCAACCAGGUCAGCAAGGCCAGUGGAAUAUGGCACAGAUUAACCAACAGAUGUCUGGAAUGAACCUGAACGGUUCUGGUGCUCCAAUGGCAUUCGGGCCACCUGGUGCCCCCAUGGGUGGCUGGGUGGCACCGCCCUCUGGUCAAACCCUCAGCACCCAGCUCUGGAAGUAAAUGAAAGAGGGAAGGUGGAGGACAAGGGGCACAGCAUCCUUCCAUCUCCCCUCCACCAACACCCACGUCCAGAGUUUUAUUCAUGUAUUUUUUUCCCCCUUCUCUUUCCUACCAUUACUAUGGAGAGCAUCGACUCAAUUUGUCCUCCGUGUAUUGAUCAAGUGAGCAAGAGUAUGGAGUUUAAGAGACUGGCAGCUUUGUCCAUCUUAUUUGCAAUUUUUUUUCUUAUAUAUAUAGUUUUUUU
Molecule: messenger RNA, 1861 nt
Organism: Xyrauchen texanus (razorback sucker)
Lineage: Eukaryota; Metazoa; Chordata; Actinopteri; Cypriniformes; Catostomidae
Product: stromal membrane-associated protein 1-like
Exons: 11
Coding region: 166-1617 (483 amino acids)
Biological process (GO): regulation of clathrin-dependent endocytosis
Molecular function (GO): GTPase activator activity; metal ion binding
Source: RefSeq, a predicted model, not a curated record